ACAUGAGCACACAUUCCGCGCCAGUAUCGCAACAUUUCAGAGUAGCUUUGCUAAAUGAACUAAACAUGUUUAUCAAAAUACUUAAACAGCUUAAGAGAAUUAAUAAAGAAUAGCUUCUCACUUUGAUUUGAUUAUUUUCAGAUUUAAACAAUCAAUGCUCAUUGCAGGGUUUGAACGAUUGUUAGCGUGAUAUACCUAGACUUAAUGUGUAUUUGUUUUGUUUUUAGCAGUAACACACUCUAACGCAGACCUUUAAAUCAACAACCGUCCUUUUAGCGAAAGUAGGUCAAUAUAAUUCUCGGUCAUCUUAUUUUCUUAUAAGACGGUAUGCCAGUGCACUCGAGAGAAAAGAAAGAAAGCAAUCAUGAAGAAAUGGAGGUGGAUUUUGCAGAGCAAGAAGGGAGCAGUUCAGAAGAUGAGGAAACAGAAAGCUCAUCUGUAUCUGAGGAUGGAGAAAGUUCAGAAAUGGAUGACGAAGACUGUGAAAGGAGAAGACUGGAGUGCAUUGACGAAAUGACCAAUCUGGAAAAACAGUUCAUUGACCUCAAGGACCAGUUAUAUAAAGAGAGACUGAGUCAGGUUGCUGCCAAACUCCAAGAAGUGAUGUCGGGAAAGGCCCCCGAGUACCUGGAGCCUCUUGCUACUCUUCAGGAGAAUAUGCAAAUUAGAACAAAAGUUGCAGGUAUCUACAGAGAGUUGUGCCUGGACUCCGUGAAGAAUAAAUAUGACUGUGAAACUCAAGCAGCUUUCCAGCACUGGGAGAGUGAGAAGCUGUUAUUAUUUGAUACAGUUCAAAGUGAAUUAGAGGAGAAGAUCAGACGUUUGGAGGAAGACCGUCAUAGUAUAGAUAUUACCUCAGAGCUCUGGAAUGAUGAGUUACAUUCAAGGAAAAACAAGAAGAAAGAUCCCUUCAGUCCAGACAAAAAGAAAAAGCCUGUGGUUGUGUCGGGCCCAUAUAUUGUUUACAUGCUGCAAGACCUCGAUAUACUGGAGGACUGGACUGCUAUCAGAAAGGCCAUGGCAACAUUAGGACCUCACAGAAUAAAGACUGAUGUCUCCUCUUCAAAGAGUGACAAACAUCAGCACAGUGCCCGCUCAGAGGAUGGACGCUUGUUUUACGAUGGGGAAUGGUACAGCCGUGGGCAAGCCAUAUGUAUUGACAAGAAAGACGAUUAUCCUACAAGUGCUAUAAUAACUACAGUCAAUCACGAUGAAGUGUGGUUCAAACGAGUCGAUGGGAGCAAGUCAAAACUCUACAUCACACAGCUUCAGAAAGGCAAAUACACCAUAAAACAUGGCUGAUCUACUUGAGAUCUUCUUAGUGUGCCAUUCGGAAAUGUCUAAAGGGAUAGUAUACCCAAAAAUGAAAAUUCAUCAUCAUGUUGUUCCAAAUUCAUAUGACUUUCUUUCUUCCGUGGAACACAAAAGCAAGAUGUUUGGCAGAAUGUUAGCAUCAUCUUUUUUCCGUAAAAUGAAAAUGAAUGAUGAUUGAGGCUAACAUUCAUUCAUCUUAAGUGAACUAUCCCUUUGAUAGUGCCACUUUGUGUACAGUAUAUAAUGUUUUAAUACCUUUUUUGAUGUUUAAAAACAGAUAUGUUGGUGUAUUGUCUGUCUGUAUGUGAGGACAACGUGUGAGUUGAUACUCCUUUACUGUAUUUUCAAUGCAGUGCUGUUUGUAUUAUUAUUACUAUGAACAAGGUCAAAAUGUAAUAUAAUUACAGGCUUGUUUACUGCCAUGAGGUGUGGUACUUAUUUUGACAGUAGGGUUCUCCAUAAAAAUUCUGCUUGUUUUGUUUUUUCUCCCAAUUUGGAAUGCCCAAUUCCCACUACUUAGUAGGUCCUCUUGGUUGCACGGUUACUCACCUCAAUCCGGGUAGCGGAGGACAAGUCUCAUUUGCCUCCGCUUCUGAGACAGUCAAUCCACACAUCUUAUCACGUGGCUCGCUGUGCAUGACACUGCGGAGACUCGGAGCAUGUGGAGGCUCAUGCUACUCUCCGCGAUCCACGCACAACUUGCCACGUGCCCCAUUGAGAGCGAGAACCACUAAUCGCGACCACGAGGAGGGUUACCCCAUGUGACUCUACCCUCCCUAGCAACCGGGCCAAUUUGGUUGCUUAGGAGACCUGGCUGGAGUCACUCAGCACGCCCUGGAUUCGAACUUGCUUAGCUACCCAGGCCCCCAAAAUCAAAUUCUGCUUGUUAAAACAAAGAUGAAUUUUCAGUUAAUUGACUUAAAGGGAUAGUUCACUCAAAAUGAAAAAUCUCUCAUCAUCCCAGAUGUGUAUGACUUAAUUCUGCAAAAACUUUUUUUUUGAAGCUCCAAAAAGCACAUAAAGGCAGCAUAAAAGUAAUCCAUAAGACUCCAGUGCUUUAAUCCAUGUCUUCUGAAGUGAUCCAAUCAGUUUUGGGUGAGAAUAGACCAAAAUAUAACUCCUUUUUCACUGUACAUCUUGUCAUUGCAGUCUCUAGGCACGAUCGUGAUCAAGCUCUUACACUUCCUAGUGCUUAACGCAUGCACAGAGCGCUAGAUGGCGCCAGGAAGUGUAAUCAAGCAUGUAAUCAUGAUCGCCAAAAGAGUGCUGAUGUCAAGAUUUAUAGUGAAAAGGUGUUAUAUUUUGGUCUGUUCUCACCCAAAACUGAUUGGAUUACUUCAGAAGACAUGGAUUAAACCACUGGAGUCUUAUGGAUUACUUUUAUUCUGCCUUUGUGCUUUUUGGAGCUUCAAAAUUUUGGUCACUUCACUUGCUUUGUAUGGACCUACAGAGCUGAGAUAUUCUUCUACAAAUCGUUGUCUGUGAUCUGCAGUAAGAAAGCCAUACACAUCUGUGAUGGUAUGAGGGUGAGUAAAUAAUGAGAAUUUUUAUUUUUGGGUGAACUAUUCCUUUAACUUACUGAAUUCAAAUGGAGUUGAACAAAAUUCUGAUGUGUAUUAUUUUGCAAUACCGUGUCUACCGACCAAAUGUUUUCCUACUUUUUUUUUUACAUGUUUGCC
Molecule: messenger RNA, 2993 nt
Organism: Myxocyprinus asiaticus (Chinese sucker)
Lineage: Eukaryota; Metazoa; Chordata; Actinopteri; Cypriniformes; Catostomidae
Gene: brms1la
Product: BRMS1 like transcriptional repressor a
Exons: 10
Coding region: 328-1302 (324 amino acids)
Biological process (GO): negative regulation of transcription by RNA polymerase II
Cellular component (GO): Sin3-type complex
Molecular function (GO): histone deacetylase binding
Source: RefSeq, a predicted model, not a curated record